Cryptococcus wingfieldii CBS 7118 is the source of this 3066-nucleotide messenger RNA. RefSeq lists its product as hypothetical. The transcript has 7 exons. The record is from RefSeq and is a predicted model, not a curated record. Lineage: Eukaryota; Fungi; Basidiomycota; Tremellomycetes; Tremellales; Cryptococcaceae. Gene Ontology annotation, biological process: siRNA processing. Gene Ontology annotation, molecular function: ribonuclease III activity; RNA binding. Gene Ontology annotation, cellular component: RISC complex; nucleus; cytoplasm. Bases 1 to 3066 code for a protein of 1021 amino acids.
AUGACCGUCGAACAGCAGGAAUCCGUCAUUCCCCUCGACCAAAUGCCACCCGAAGAGCGACAAGCAGCAGAACGGCCGCCUGAUCUGCCAACAACCAUUGUCGUCGCCCCUUCGACCCCCGUUUCCGCCCCAUCACCAGCGCCUCUCACAUACACCUCCCCCGCGGGCGUCGUCCUGACAUUCCAGAACGCCGGCCAUCACCUCUCGCGAUGGUUCCAAGCCUCAGGGCAUACCCCCACAUACAACAUGGAGGAUGUCCUCUCUCCUGGCGUUACUGAAGCUCCUAUAUCCAAAAAGGCGGCCAAGAAAGCGAGGCUGGGUGAGGCUGAUGAACCUGCCGCCGCACCCACCGGCCCACCCCUCGGCUCUAUGCGGGUAUGUACCGUCGACCUCCCCUACGCCGGCUCCGUGCGCUCGGGAUUAUGGCCCAACAAGAGUCUUGCCAAGCAGCACGCCUCGUUCGAAGCAUGUAAAGUGCUCAUGGACAAGGGCGAAGUUGAUACUUCUUUCCAGCCCACGCCAUCCCACCCCCGGGGCAAGACGUUUGAAGAACGGCUAGAGACCAAGUCGAGGUGCAACUAUCGCUGGGAGAGCAGGAAGCUCGCCAUACAGGACCAGCUCCCGCAGGGCACGGGUCAAGGUGAUUACGAGUACAAGACGACACCAGAGUUUUGGGGUACUUGCCCGCCUUUCCAGCCCGACCACCUCUGGGCGUCCGUGUUCCAGCUGUCGCCAGAUGGCGAAGGGAAUUAUGACAAUCAUCCAGAGUGUAGGAUGAUGUGUCUGAUCACGAGCAGACCUCUGCCAUUCUGGUCCUCUGUUGGCGAGACGGUCGUGCGUAUGGGCGUGGGCGAGCAGCCGACGCUGCAGGCCAGUAUGCGGUUGAUCAACGGCGGUAAGAUGGAGCCAUUCCAAUCUGGCACACUCGAACAAGCUCAGGUAUUCACCGAAAAGCUCAUGCGGGCCCAGAUACAGAAGCCGCUCAUGGCAGACCUGGCUCACGUCAAAUGGCUGCUCGUCCCUCUCCGAAGGAGCUUCAAGGCCCCUACCAAAGAGAUCGUCUCUCAAAACAAGGGCAUCAAGCUACGGCUUAAAGAUAUCGCCUGGAAAGAGGUUGACGCCGUGACUGAUGGGCCUUUGACGAUGCCAUUCACACACAACGACAUGGAUAUUCUCCAGCGUCAAUGCAAAGACCGCAUGAGCACCGUGCCGUCCGAGAUGGUUCGCAGAAACUACAUUGUCCGUAUCCGUACCGACCUCAACCCUUUCUCUCCACACCCCGACCACCCCGAAGAGACAAUCCUACAGACUCUCGAGAAAGAGCCCACCACCCUACCCGAACUCUCCGACCCCUCCCAGCCCAUACUCGAAGUCGAGCCCGCCGCCCUCCCCAAGACAGGCUCAUACAUCACCUACCUCUCCAUCCCCGACGAAAAGCGCCCCAAACUCUACCUGAUACCCGAGUUUGAACACUGGCACUGCAUCCCCUCGAGCGUACACAGGACGACGAGCACGAUGCCGUUCUUUAUCCAUCAGCUGGAAUCAAUGUUGGUAGCGUGGGAAGCGUCGGAAAAGCUUUUUGGAUCGGUGGUGAGGCCAGAGUAUGCCUUGCAGGCGUUAACGGCGCCUACGGGGAUGAAUGUGAAUAGUUGGACGUACGAGCGGCUCGAGAUUUUGGGGGAUACGCUGUUGAAAUUCUUUGCUACGCUCCACUUUUACCUCGCCGGCGGUGGUGCAAACUCUCAAGACGACCCUCUCAAGACAUGGCAAGACCGCCACAAGGUCGUCUCCAACAAGACCCUGGCGCAUAACUGUAUCAAGCUCGGCUUGGUGAAUUAUGUGAGGGACAGGAGGGUGAAGGUGAAGGAGUGGGCGCCGAGGGACUGGGACUUUGAUACGUGGAAGGGGGGGACGGCUAUGAAGAAGCAUCUCAAGACGAGCGCAGAUGAAUCAGAGUUUAGGAAUCUGGGUGACAAGCUGCUAGCGGACGUGGUAGAGGCCAUGAUCGGCGCCUCCUAUCUCCCCAACAAAGACAUGGACAACGUCAUCACCACCCUGCACAACCUCACCGUCCCUCUUACUCUGUUCAAAAGCUGGGGGGAUGUCAAGCAUGUCCUCCAGCGGGAGCAUGAAGAGGAAGAGGCCAAGGAUCCGGAUCUACCGGCGUAUAUGAACUUUUUCGCGAAAACGAAAAUGCAGUAUGAGGUGUUUGGGUAUACAUUCAAGAGGAGAAAGACGUUUGAGGAUGUGUUUAGCUUGAGCUCAAAGCGAGAGACAAGGAUGAAACGAGAGAGGUACAAGAUGCUGGGUAACGCCGUGUUGGAUGUCUAUAUCAUCGACUAUCUCUAUGAAACACACCCGACUGAAGGCCCUGGUUCUCUUUCCAACAUGAAGGCAAGUCUCCGUUGCGCCCUUGCCGUCGAGCUGGGUUUACAAGACCUCGUCAUUGACGGCGAUGACAAGACCCGACGCGAACUCGGACGUGCGACAUACUUUAUGAAUGAGGCGAGGAAGAAGGCCGAUGCGGGGCUGAGCGAAGAGGAGCAAGGGGAGGUGCAUUACUGGGAGGAAGUGACUGUCAAUCAUGUUACGGGGAGUAUCAUGGAAAUCCUCUUGGGCGCCAUCUUGGACGACUCUGACUUUGAUCUUGAACCGACCAGAAAGAUCUUUUUUGAAAAGAUUUUGCCUUUUAUCGAAAAGUACUGUAAAGGCCCGGCGAACAAUGAUAUGCACCCCAAGGGGCAGAUCACAAGGUGGAUGCAGGCCAAGGGGUGUAUGCUGUAUAGUCUGGAUGUAGAGGGGCCGAGAUUGAACAUUGGGACCUUCAAAGUGCACGACAAGGAGAUCGCACGCGAAAGCGCUUUCACGACCCAUCUCGCCGUCCGUAAUGUCUGCAAUGCGGCGAUCCGAAAGCUCAAGGAUGAGGGCGGGCUCGAGGUGCUUUGUGAUUGCGCGUCAUUCAAGAAAGUGGUGCCGGAUGACAAGAUUGAAGAGAUCUUUGGGAAAAGUAGGCGAGAGCGGAUGCUGGAAGCGCAGGAGAAGGAUGCGGCGUCUAGGAAAGCGUAG